This is a messenger RNA of Psammomys obesus (fat sand rat), 1872 nucleotides long. RefSeq names its product leucine rich repeat, Ig-like and transmembrane domains 1 (gene Lrit1). Gene Ontology annotation, molecular function: protein binding. Gene Ontology annotation, cellular component: endoplasmic reticulum membrane. The record is from RefSeq and is a predicted model, not a curated record. NCBI's taxonomy places the organism in Eukaryota, Metazoa, Chordata, Mammalia, Rodentia, Muridae. The coding region runs from base 1 to 1872 and encodes 623 amino acids. The transcript has 4 exons.
AUGUGGGUGGCCCUAAGCAUGCUCUGGCUCCUCACUCUUGGGGGACCUCACCAGGCCUGGAGCUUCUGCCCCUCUCAAUGCAGCUGCAGCCUGCACAUCCUGAGUGACGGCAGCAAGACCAGGACAGUGGUGUGCAGCGACCCUGACUUGACCCUGCCCCCAGCUUCGAUUCCUCUGGACACCUACAGGCUGCGCCUGGAGCGAACCGCCAUCCGUAGGGUGCCUGGAGAAGCCUUCAGGCCUCUCAGCCGCCUGGAGCAGCUGUGGCUGCCCUACAAUGCUCUCAGUGAGCUCAGUGCCCUUAUGCUCAGGGGACUGCGCCGCCUACGAGAGCUGCGUCUGCCUGGGAACCGACUGGUCACUUUCCCCUGGGCUGCACUCAGGGACACUCCACAGCUGCAGCUGCUGGACUUGCAGGCCAAUCGCCUCUCAGCCUUGCCACCCGAGGCUGCACACUUCCUGGAGAACCUUACUUUCCUGGACCUCUCCAGCAACCAGCUGAUGAGGCUUCCCGAGGAGCUGCUGGACAUGUGGGCUCACCUGAAGACCGGGCCCUUUCUUUCUGGCCAUCAUGCCAGGCUAGUCUUAGGGCUUCAGGACAACCCCUGGGUGUGUGACUGUCGGCUCUAUGACCUGGUUUAUCUCCUAGAUGGCUGGGCUUCAAACUUGGUCUUCAUUGAGGCUAGACUGAAGUGUGCCAGCCCACGCAGCCUAGCUGGAGUGGCCUUCAGCCAGCUGGAGCUGAGAAAGUGUCAGAGCCCAGAGGUCCGUCCAGGGGUGACCAGCAUCAUAUCCCCCUUGGGUAGUACAGUAUUGCUGCGUUGUGGAGCAACUGGGAUCCCAGGACCUGAGAUGAGCUGGAGGAGAGCCAACGGACGCCCACUCAAUGGUACAGUGCACCAGGAAGUCUCCAGUGAUGGCUCAAGUUGGACUUCGCUGGAUCUGCCUGUUGUGUCUCUCUUUGACUCUGGAGACUACAUCUGCCAGGCCAAGAACUUCCUAGGGGCUUCUGAAACACUUAUCUCCUUGAUUGUCACAGAGCCCCACACCUCAACAGAAUAUAAUGGGGUGCCAGGUGUCCUGUGGGCAAGGACAGGGGAGGGAGCAGAAGCUGCUGCUUACAACAAUAAGCUGGUGGCCAGGCACGUUCCCCAUAUUCCCGAGCAUGGAGUCCUGGCCACCAAGCCCCCAGUGCCCAGCAUCAAAGAGGAGCUGGCCCUCCAGCACUUUCAGAUGGAUGUCCCAGGAGAGUUCUCCAGAGAGCCAUCAGAACACCAGGAGGCACAGGUGGUUAGGUCCCUAAAGGUGGUGGGAGAUACUUACCACAGUGUGUCCUUGGUGUGGAAGGCCCCUCAAGCUGGGAACACAACUGCCUUUAGUGUCCUUUAUGCAGUCUUUGGGCAGCAUGACAUGCGAAGGAUGAUUGUGGAGCCUGGGAAGACUAGCGUCACCAUCGAGGGACUUGCUCCAAAGACCAAGUAUGUGGCGUGUGUCUGUGUGCGAGGCCUGGUGCCUAAGAAGGAACAGUGUGUCAUCUUCUCCACUGAUGAGGUAGUGGAUGCAGAAGGCACACAGCGGCUCAUCAAUAUGGUGGUGAUCAGCGUGGCUGCCAUCAUCGCGCUGCCCCCCACCCUGCUGGUUUGCUGUGGGGCUCUCCAGAGACGCUGCCACAAGUGCCGCACUCGGGGCUCUGCAGAGGCAUCUGGUGCCUACUUUAAUUUGGAAAGACUGGGCCACAGUGAGGAUGGUUCAGAGGAGCUGUCCAGAAGCAGCCUCAGUGAGGCAGACAGGCUUCUCUCAGCACGAUCCAGCGUGGACUCCCAGAUUUGGGGAGUCAGGGGUGGCAAACGUAUCAAUGAGUACUUUUGCUGA